This is a messenger RNA of Pseudovirgaria hyperparasitica, 975 nucleotides long. Its product is annotated as alpha/beta-hydrolase. Gene Ontology annotation, molecular function: hydrolase activity. The record is from RefSeq and is a predicted model, not a curated record. Bases 138 to 902 code for a protein of 254 amino acids. NCBI's taxonomy places the organism in Eukaryota, Fungi, Ascomycota, Dothideomycetes, Acrospermales, Acrospermaceae. The transcript has 4 exons.
AAUGUCGCUGAUCUACAAGGACUAUCAGCGCCGGACCUAGAAGUAAUGCCUAGCGCUCCGUUUUAAAGUAUCCGCCUGAGCGGCCUGGCUUAUCUCUUACGUGCUUAGAUAGCGUUUCGCCCCAUCCGGAUGGCAGGAUGAGCAGGAUGCCAGUUAAUACAGCCAUUAUGGCGCCGAGUGCUCAAACAUCCACCAUGUACACCACAUAUUCACUCAUCGUAUCACUCCUCACGGUGUCUAGCCUAUGCGCUCCUGCCCCAGCAGCGACGUCGUGUCCUGACAUCCACAUUUUCGGCGCCCGCAACACUGGCACUUCCCAAACGGGCACCCAGAAGGGCUACGGUGCCGCCUACCCCUUUGUUACCGACAUCCUCAACGCCUACCCAGGAUCCACCGCCGAAGCGAUCAUAUACCCGGCAAACGGCACGGCCAGCCUGACCGACGCCACAUACAAGGCCAGUGUGCGCGCCGGCGUCGCAAACCUCACCGCCCAAGUCAAGUCGUUCGCCGGGCGAUGCACGGCCACGAAACUCGUGCUCGUCGGCUACUCGCAGGGCGCAAAGAUCAUCGAUGACGCGCUGUGCGGAGGAGGCGACCCGAACUCGGGCAUCUCCGACACCGCGGCAACGAUUGCGCAGUUCAACAUCAAGGCCGUCCUCCUGCCGGGCGACGACCGGUUCACGCCCGGGGAGAGCUUCCAUGUAGGGAACGCGACGCACGGCGGGUUCGACGCGCGGCCGGCGGACCAGGUCAGCUGCGGGAAGUACGAUGCGGCGAUCCAGCUGUACUGCGAUGCGGAGGAUGAGUUUUGUAGCAAUGGCACCAGUCUGGCGGUGCAUAAUGGGUAUUACAAGGAGUUUGGAAGCAAGGCGUUGGCGUUUGUGAAGAGUAGGCUGGGGUGACCUGAAGGCGAGGACGCGCGUGAGGGGAGAGGUAGGAGGGGCGGAGGGGAGAAGACGAGAGCGGGAUGUGGUG